Emiliania huxleyi CCMP1516 is the source of this 276-nucleotide messenger RNA. RefSeq lists its product as hypothetical. The transcript has a single exon. Lineage: Eukaryota; Haptophyta; Isochrysidales; Noelaerhabdaceae. The record is from RefSeq and is a predicted model, not a curated record. The annotation marks the transcript as partial.
CCGGUGGACAGCACCGUCGUCGCAGGCUCGUGUCCCAUCUGUCGCUCGCUUCUGAUUCAGAAGUGCAUCGGCUGCUCGUCUCGUCCAGCCUCGGGCUCGCCGUGCACGCUCAGCUUUGGCACGACAAAGAUACAAUCGGCUUUCCACUGGUCGCACCGUUCCUUGACACCGCUGUUGAUUGUAGGAGUCUGCGGCUGCGUGUAUCAUCACCACUGCCUGGGUGAGUGGCACCGCCGGAGCUUCACCUGCCCCCUCCAUGAGGUGCAGUGGCAAGAG